Neomonachus schauinslandi (Hawaiian monk seal) is the source of this 747-nucleotide messenger RNA. RefSeq names its product major allergen I polypeptide chain 1-like. Gene Ontology annotation, molecular function: steroid binding. The transcript has 3 exons. The coding region runs from base 3 to 290 and encodes 95 amino acids. The record is from RefSeq and is a predicted model, not a curated record. Lineage: Eukaryota; Metazoa; Chordata; Mammalia; Carnivora; Phocidae. Gene Ontology annotation, cellular component: extracellular region.
GCAUGAAGCCGGCUGGUGCUCUCGUGCUCCUCUGGGCUGCCUCGCUCCUGCUCUCGGGCCGAGAUUGUAAAAUUUGCUCAGCAGUGAGUGAUGAUGUCACCUUGUUCCUGACGGGCACCACUGAAGAAUAUGUCCAAGAAGUGGCACAAUACCGAAAUGAAUCUAUAAUAUUGGAAAAUGCCAAAAGCCUGAAGGAGUGCAUUGAUGGGAAAAUGACAGCGGACGACAAGACGAAUGCUGUCAAUGUGCUGGUUCCUCACCUGAGCACCCUGAGAUCACCUCCCAAAUAAACUGCCUGCCCCCAAGUCCUCGUGUCUGGGUCUCCUCUGAUGGGAACACAAACUGACCCAGUGACCUACGUCCAGCUUCCUGACCAAGAAGGAAAGGCAACCAAGUAGAGUAGAAGACGUUUGGUGAAAGCGGCAAGAGGAAAAGACUGGAAAAGCCUGAGGAGUUUCUUCCAUACUGAGGCCAUGAGGGGCUAGCCCAUCCUACAUUCUUUCAAGAGAGGCACAGAAGACAUAAGAAUAAAUCAGAAGGAUAUCUAACCCAUUUUGGUCUAGGUGCCCAGGAAAAAAAAAUAAAGCAAGGCCUGAGAUUACUGGGGAAGCUCUAGACUAAGAGAGACCCUGAAAGGAGCCCAGGAGGAAUAAGGCAAAAUGGGCUGCAGGCUGAUCAUUAAAGUCCAAGGAGACUGUGUACUACUGUCCAGUGUGGUGCACAGUGUGCUCACUGCAUCGGCCCAGG